Molecule: messenger RNA, 1702 nt
Organism: Sarcophilus harrisii (Tasmanian devil)
Lineage: Eukaryota; Metazoa; Chordata; Mammalia; Dasyuromorphia; Dasyuridae
Gene: ING4
Product: inhibitor of growth family member 4
Exons: 9
Coding region: 552-1154 (200 amino acids)
Biological process (GO): regulation of DNA-templated transcription; positive regulation of apoptotic process
Cellular component (GO): nucleus
Source: RefSeq, a predicted model, not a curated record
UUUGGGAGAAGUUCAGUAGUGCCGGCUGGGGAGCGGGGCAAGAGGGUUGUCUUGGACCCUGACUGUCGGGGGACACUUAAUUUCAGGCUGGGGUGCACUGGGUUGAUUCGGCCUGGCCAGGUGUCCCACCUGUCAGCCAGUCUGUAACCGUGAAAUUCACUCCUCUCCUUUUCCUUAGAAGAAUAGGCCCUCCAGUGGCUCCUCCCUCCAGCCUGUCCACCUCCCCUUUAAGUGAGUGAAGGGAGGACAGUAACUACCAAACAAGAAAGGACUGAGACUCCUUUCCUCACGGAUCUGAGACCCCCCUUCCCACCAAAAAGGACCUGGUGCUAGUCAGGUAUUGAAAACCUCCCCUUUGAGCUCCAGAGAAACUUCCAGCUCAUGCGGGACCUAGACCAGAGAACAGAGGAAGUUUUAGAUAUCAUCUGUGGACCUGCAUUCUGGCAACUCUUGAGCAAGUUUGGCUGCCCUGAGAAAUUCACUUGGAGCCUGAGGCUACUCCCCGAUGGUCAGACCUGAAAGCAGAAAUUGACAAGCUGGCCACUGAAUAUAUGAGUAGCGCCCGCAGCCUCAACUCAGAGGAAAAGCUGGCAUUACUUAAGCAGAUCCAGGAAGCCUACGGCAAGUGCAAGGAAUUUGGGGAUGACAAGGUGCAGCUCGCCAUGCAGACCUAUGAGAUGGUGGAUAAGCAUAUUCGAAGACUGGACACAGAUCUAGCCCGUUUUGAGGCUGAUCUAAAAGAGAAACAGAUUGAGUCAAGUGACUAUGACAGCUCUUCCAGCAAAGGAAAAAAGAAAGGCCGGGUUCAGAAGGAGAAGAAAGCUGCCCGUGCUCGUUCUAAGGGUAAGAAUUCAGAUGAGGAGGCUCCCAAGGCUGCCCAGAAGAAGCUGAAAUUUGUGCGCACAAGCCCUGAGUAUGGUAUGCCCUCAGUGACUUUUGGCAGUGUCCACCCUUCAGAUGUGCUGGAUAUGCCAGUGGAUCCCAAUGAACCUACCUACUGCCUUUGCCACCAAGUUUCCUAUGGGGAGAUGAUUGGCUGUGACAACCCUGAUUGUUCCAUUGAGUGGUUCCACUUUGCCUGUGUUGGAUUAACAACCAAGCCUCGAGGGAAAUGGUUCUGCCCUCGGUGCUCUCAGGAACGGAAGAAGAAAUAAACAAAGGCCUUGGAUGUCAUCACAAUUUCAUCUCUUCUCACCUGGGCUUGGGCAUGGGGUGGAAAUCCUGUGUUGGGGUGUUGGAAUUCAGGGGGAGAAGGGGGCUGGUAAAGAGAAGUCACUCCCUUCUCCCCCUGCCUCCCCCACACACAUACACACUCUUGGUGCUGAGGCUGCAUCUGAACUGCAGUAGGGUGGGUGGUAUGUGCCCUCCUUUAGAACAUCACCAUCUCCUUCUUGGGGUUGGUGGAGGAGGGGUCAUUCCCACUUCCCCUUUGCCUCCAUGCUGAGGUUGGUGCUGUAUCUUGGAGGGAUACCUUUUUAUUUCCCUCACUGUAUAUAGGGACUGGGACAGCAGUAUAGGGGUGCCUCCCUUCCCCCCCAUGGUGGGGGCUAUGGUAUGUUGAUCUUCCUUCUCUCCUUGGACUUCAUCUUUUUGUAGGGCCCUUUCUGUAGGGUCACCUUCUGCCCUAUGGCAAGGGAGUUUUUAGGCUUGUGUGUAUUGGAGGGAGGUAGAGUGGGUGGGAGAAUAAAAGUAAUGAAAUCUG